UAAUAUGUUACUUCCUAAUUCAACUAUUGUGUGAGACUCGUCUCUUUUCUCACUCUCGCUGUUAUGGAGUUGUUCAUCUUCAUUGCUUUUCAGCUUCUAAUAGAGGUUCAGUCUUACAAAUCUCCUGCUGUAAAAGUAUCUCCAGAUGUGCUAAGAGAGUCCAGAUCAGUGAAGAUGACCUGUGAGACGCCAGCAGAUGUUACAGUGAAACAGUGUCAUUUCUACAGAAACAGUGAACAGAAGAAUAUUAAAGUCAGUCCAUCAUGUGAACUGGAGCUCACUGGUGUUGAAGUGCUCAGAUGGGCAGAUGUAAAAUCACCAGCAUCAGUCGACAUUUACUGCUUCUACAUAAUAACUGAGAACAAGAUUGAUAAACCAUCAUCUCAUUCUCCUGCGGCCACAGUGACGGUUCUAGGUUCACUUCGGAAACCCUUCAUCAGUGUUAGUGAAAAUGAUGUCCAGAUCAACAUAGCCUGUGAUAUACCACUGUCAGUCAGAGCUGCUUUCACCUGUAGUCUCUACACUGGGGAUGUUCUUCUGCACACACGAGUCUCUAAGAAAAGUUCGUCUGGAGAAUAUCAUCAUUGUAUGUUUUAUUUAACUCACAGUGAACUCUUCACACGAUCAGAGAACAGCAGAAAUCUGAGCUGUGAUUAUUACAUCAUCAACACUGAACCUGAGAUCAGAUCACCGCGCAGUGACACACGCACCAUCAGAGGUCUUCCUCAGGCCAAGUUAACAGCGUCUGCUUCAGUUAUUGAGGAAACAGACACAGUUCAGCUGAGCUGUGAGAAUACUGAAGAUAUGAAGAUGGAGAGCUGUGUCUUUAACAUCAAUGGAAGAGAAAGUAACUCAAAAGCGAGUUCAUCAUGUCAGCUCUCACUCACUGGAUCUCAGAUCAGUAUUUGGUCAGAAGGUCAGAGUUCAUCUGUGAGAAUAGCCUGCUUCUACACUGUGAACAAGUCACAAGUUCUCGUGCCAUCUCCUCACUCCGAUCCAGUGACAAUAUCAAUCCAGAUUACAACGCCAGCUGCACAUGUUACAACAACCAUGAAAACCUCUUCACCUUUAAUGUCCACUUCUAAAAAGUACAGUACAGCUGACUUAGUUUCCAAGUCAAAACUGCCAAAGAGCGAAACAAAGAAAACCACACUUUCAACGCCAGCUGCACAUGUUACAACAACCAUGAAAACCUCUUUACCGUUAAUGUCCACUUAUGAAACGUACAGCACAACUGUUUCCAAGUCAAAACUGCCAAACAGUGAAACAAAGAAAACCACACUUUCAACGCCAGCUGCACAUGUUACAACAACCAUGAAAACCUCUUUUCCUUUAAUGUCCACUUCUAAAAUGUACAGUACAGCUUACUUAGUUUCCAAGUCAAAACUGCCAAAGAGUGAAACAAAGAAAACCACACUUUUCACAACAACGUCCACUCAAAGAGCUUCACCGAUGGACACAAAAACAGCAAUAAUAGCUGCUAUAUCUACUACUGAAACCCCAACAUCCACCAGAACUGAUCCUCCUAAUGUUUACACUUCAACAGAUCAAACUGACUGUCCAAUCACACCACAGCAUCUACAAAACAAAGGCUUAUGGAUUAUAGUUCUGGUUUCCACUGGUGUUGGUGUCAUUUGUUCUGCACUCAUCUACUCAUGCUGGUUUGCAUGUAACAAAAGAAGACAUCGCAAUAAAACGAGCUCAAUAACAUCAGAUGUACCCAAUCAAGGAAUUGGUUUGAGUUGUUCUGGACCUGCAGAGACAUAUUCUCUGAUCACGUCUGUACCAGCUACAUCUCAGCCCAUCUCUGUAGGUGUUUUAGUCAAUAAACAACAGAAAGAGGAAAAUGCAACAGAAAAUGAGAAUGUUUACCACCUGUACUCCGUGAUUCCUGACAAACCAGUUCACUCAAAGGCAGGAGGAGAUCAAGUUUACAGUUUGGUGAAUCUCUGAUGAGCCUCUGUUGUACCAUUUAAGUAUUAUAUCCAUUAUAAAGUGUUAUCUUUAAUUGCAGAAUAUUAAAAAUAGUAUUACAAUUUUUUAACAAUCCCUGUCUGAUCCAUUUUUAAUUGGUGGCUCUUUUAAGGCUUGUCAGUAAACUGUCACCGCUAACAUCCUUUCAUUGAAAAAAUGUAUCAAUAUACAGAAGAAAUUGUUUACUUACAGUUUGCUGUCAGGUCCAAUCCGGUGUCAUCAAUCUUUUUUUACAGUCGUCGCAUCCAAUACAGUUGAUACUAGUUCAUAUUUCAGCAAAAGUUUUAGUGCUGACUCUCCAGUCGGUGCCUUCGUUUUUAAAAAACGCAGUAAAAUGCUCCUAACAAACAUAAUUCUUCGACCUGAUCCAGGGCGGCAAAAAUAAACCAUCCACUUGUUCCUGUGAAAGGUGUCCUUCUGAAGUCUGUACAGAAACGAAAAUGCUGUUUAAAGUUUCCAAGCAAUGUUCUUUUACUCGUCCUUGUCAGUAGCGCAUGAAGUAGGCUACAUCCUAAAUGUAAAGGGUAAACUAUCUGUAUAUUGUCUCUAUUUACUGUAGACAGCUGAGCUGUUGUAAAAUGGCUUCCAUUUGCUUUUGACACGACGAGAGCGUCGUUAGUGUCUCGUGACGACAGGUGUCAGCUGAGAGAGUUAGCGCCAGUGGGCGGGGCCUGGUCCGAUUAUGUAAACCGAUCACACAAUAUCAUAAUUAGAUUGAAUUAAUGUUUUUUUUUUUAAUACUGAAUACGUUUAGGCUAUGAAACAAAAAUCUAAUUUAAUGUAAUCUUAUCAUGCCAUCUUGACCCUUUAACUGUAAAAGACCCUUGACCCUUUGGAUAUAAAAACAAUGAAUUAUCAUAGAUUAUCAUGAAUUUUAUGUAUUUAUGGUGAAAAACAGUAAAAGGACAAGUCCCUGAGUGACAUCUCUUACGAUUAGGCCUGUGUUUUAUUUUAUAUAGAUUUUCUUGUUAAUUUUGCUAUGAAUAAUGUACAUUUAAGAUGUUUUUGUGUUGCAUUGUGUUGUGUUGUUAUUUAGUAAAUAUUUAUUGCAUUGUUUUAGUGUAUUUGUGUGCAUGACCUUGUGCACCAUUUAAACAUAUUGUAUUGGCUUAUGGACAGGCCGCUCUGAUUCUGAUUCAUUGUAAUAUAAUUGUGGUUAUAAGUAGUAUUUGUGGAACAUUAAUAAAGUAGAGCGUUUAUGAUAUGUCAUGUUAUGCUGUAUUGUUUUUGCUGGUUCAGUGGCGACCUCUACUGGUAAAACUCUGAAAACAGGUACAAAUUCUACACAUCCUCCCAGGUGGAAACAUCUCUAUUAUGCUUUUCUUCACUUGU
Messenger RNA from Pimephales promelas (fathead minnow), 3306 nucleotides. Lineage: Eukaryota; Metazoa; Chordata; Actinopteri; Cypriniformes; Leuciscidae. The record is from RefSeq and is a predicted model, not a curated record.